GCUGCUUCACUUCCUCUUUCGGCUCGCUCUCUUUCUCUCGUCUGUGAUCAUGGCUGCGCUCAAACAGUACCAGCCAUGUUUGCAAAUCUGAAACCCAAAGGUUAGCGAUUUAGGCGUUUAUUAUUUACAUCGCGUACACCCUCUUCACCACAUCGGUCCUCUGCCGGGGGCCACACUCCGCGUCUCCGGUGCGGUCGGCAGGCAUCAAGAUGGAAGCAAAUAACCAUUUUAACUAUGGGCCUCACUCUUCUGUGUCAGCAAACUCAGGACUGAAGCAUUCCUCAGGAGAUUCUCUCUAUACUAACGGGUCCUCCAUGAGCUUCCCCCAGCAAGGGAAAAAUCUGAAUGGCCAAAUGAAUGUGAAUGGCAUCACUACUGCAGGUGGGAGCAGCCAGCCAGGCGCCCACCCUCCCUCUUCCUCUUAUCCUCAUAUGAGCAACCAUCACCUCCCAGGCAGCAUGGGAUAUGACUAUCUUUGGGGCCAGUCUCAGUACAGCCCGGCGAUGGGGCCCGUCCCUCCCCACGGGUUGCACCAGAAGCCAGGCUCCCAGGGUGGAAUACAACCACAGCAGCCUCAGCACCACUUCCAGAGCCAUGGACCAUACCAAGUCAAUGGCAGUACGGGAACAUCCCAGCAACCUCCGGGUGCUGGGUUGCAGUAUUGGGGAAGGGGAAAUCCUGGGCAGCAGUCGCAGGGGGGAUCUUCGAUGCCAAUGGGAUAUAAUUCUCCCAGUAUGUACGGGACGUAUCCCAACCAGGGCAUCCCAGCGUCCCAGCAUCACCAGCAGCCUCCAGCCUUGCAGCACCAGUCUGCAACGGCACAUCAUCUCCAACACCAUUCACACCACCAGCAGCAACAGCAGCAGCAUUAUGGUGUGAUGCCUAAUGGAAUGCCGUUUUACCAGCAUCCAUCGCACCAGGCCCAAACUCAGUCUCAACCACAGACUCAGAUGAUACCACCCGCCGCGCAGAGCUUUACACCUCCACGAGGAAGCCCUCAGCACCAUCACAUGGGCAGUGGAGGAGGAAGAAGCAGCCCCCAUCACGUCCAGGUCCCAAUGAGGUCCCCUUCUACUGUGCCUGAUAGCGGUUCGCCUAAGAGCAGAGAGAUGCAAGUUUCUAUGAAUGAGUCCUUUAAAGAAAUGGAUAAAGGCUUCAAUGGAGUUGAGAAAAGCUCUGUACCCCAACGGUUGCCCAAAACUGAGAGUUUUCCUGUAAAGCCCCCUGGCUCUGUUUCCUCUACCGACUAUAACCAGGCUGCGCAGCAUCCAGCCGUGGACCUGGAGAAACCUGUAAAACAACGUCAGGAGAUGGGAGCUGCUGCAAAGGAGCUUAGUUCUUCCCCCGUCUCUGGACCUCCUCCACCCCUAGCUAGUCCGCCUCGGAAAACUUUGACCCUGCAGGAUUCACAUUCUCCUUCGUCUCCAGGGUUUGCUUUAUCUACAGCUUUGGGUGUCGGCGCAAAUGCAUCUGUGUCUCCACCCUCUCCUCUCACACCACCGCUUCAGAUGGUCCAAGGCCAAAGACCUGGAUUCUCUGGACCUUCAUCAGCUGAAGGAACACCUGCAGGACUUGGUACAGCUCCUUCAAUGUCUUCUCCUAAGAGCUCCAGAGCUCCUACUGCUGGUUCCCACAACCAGUCUCUGGUGCUUUCUUUUAAGACCUUGAUGCAUCCUCCAACGGUGCCUGUGCCUCCUCAAACAGUACCGGAGGCCCAGGGAUCAAAAAGUCCACAGGUCUCUCCAACACCUUUAUCUUUGGCUGCGUCACCAUCUGUUGUCUCCGCUCCUCCUGCGCUGGCACCACUUAAAGGACCCCAAGAGGCAUCACCUCUAACAGGCCAGAGUCCUAAACAUCCUGCUGCUUCCUCGACUCCAACAUCUGUUGCCGAUAAGGUCUUUCUCUCGACAGUCUCUGCACUUCCAUCAGUGGUCGCUGGUUCUCCUCAAGUUGCCGCUCUGGCUUCGUCUGCACCACCUCCCGCUGUUAGCUAUUCCCCUCGGGCAUCUUCAGCACCUCUCAGUGUUUCUCCAAAUGUAUCUCGCUUCCUCAUUGGCUCUGUUACUCAGCCUUUAGAGACCGUGGUAAAUGCGGACGUUUCUUCACCCAGUCCAGGGCAGAUGGGUUCUCAUGGUGUAGUACGGCACAACUUUGGGGAAUCGCACUCUAGACCUGAGGCCUGUGGUUCCCAGAGUAAAGUUAGAAUCAUAAUGGGCACAUCCAAAAAGGAGUCCAACAAUGAGACUCAAGCUGAGAUGCAUAAGGUGCAAAUUCAUGGUAGAAACCUUGAACUGGCUUUCAUUGUUCCAAAGGAACCUGAAAGAGACACUAUGGCAGUUGGCAGAAAGGACUCUAAUAGUAUCAGAGAUCAGACUGCCCCAGGGAAAGGAGAAAGUGAGACUUUAAAUGAUACUUUUGGCACUGACACGUCACUGGACUAUCCGUCUUUGGCCGAGUCAACCUACCUUGAAAGCUCAAGAGCUGAGGAUGGGAGUUCAAUGAUGGACACUUUUGAUAAUUCUUAUAGUCUUUCCCAGACUGGAGACCAAUCAAAGUUUACAGAAGGAUCCAUGAUUGAUGUCUCCAGGGACUUGCAGGACACUUCUUGUGAAGAAGAAAACUUGAACAGCUCCAUGACCUCUACCAGUUCCACCGAGGCGGCGUCCCUCAAAGAUAACACGUCACUACUGGAUGACUCUUUAAACGACACCUCACUAAACAGCUCCUCACUGCUGUCUGCAUCUAUUAAUGCCUCUACACACUCUAUCAGAGGUGAUCAUAUUCUUGGCAAAGAGAAUGGACCUGAUACUUCAGGAGGUGACAGAAGAUCUGCGCUCUCUGUAAUGACGGUUAAAGCGCUGCAAGCGGUUGUCAGCGGUUCUGUUGAAGGGGCGACCACACAUAUUUCUGAAGCCCACAUCGCCAUGCCAACAAAAAAGCCACGGAAGCCUAGAACCCCAAAGACGACAGUUGCUACCGCUGAGAUUGGCUCUCCUGAUUCCAAGAUCAAGAAACAAAAGUUAACACCUGAUGGCCCAAAACAAGAAAAGGUUAGGAGGAGAAAGAAAACCGAGGAUAAUUCACUGAGGGCAGUGAAGAAGAGGAAAAUCUCUAAAGAGGCAAAGGAACAGGAGGGCGUCCCAACUGAUACCUCAACUCCUUCAAAUGCUCUGCCUCUCCUUCCAAGUGAUCCAAUGACGUUUGUCCAUGACUCAAGCCUGACUAAUAGUGAGCCCAUAGUCCAGCCCAAGAAGAUCUGGAAGCGCAAGAUGAAAGGUGUGAAUGAGGCAAAGCCUCCCAAACCAGCCAAAGGGUUGUCAGAAGGGAAAACUGAAGAUGAUGAUGAUAACAGCUCCACAGCAGGUGAUACCCCAAGGCGUCGGAUUGCAACUGAAGCGCAAGUCCAAUUUCCUUUGCAGCAUGGCUGGAGGCGAGAGAUUCGAGUCCGGAGGCUCGAGGACCGCCUGAAAGGAGAGACGUGGUACUAUAGCCCCUGCGGCCGGAGGAUGAAGCAGUUCCCCGAGGUCAUCAAGUAUCUGAACAGGCAUCGGGAUGCUCUCCAGGGCGUUUCGAGAGAGCACUUCAGCUUCAGUCCACGCAUGCCAGUGGGGGAUUUCUAUGAGGAGCGGGAAAGCGCUGAGGGUAUGCAAUGGUUCCUCCUCGCCAAUGAGGAAGUGCCCUCCAUGAUCAUGGCAAUAACAGGCAGACGCGGUCGUCCACCAAAUCCAGACAAAGAGCCUCGUUCCCGUGGCUGCCUAGCCAGAGGAGCCCCAGGGAGACGGCCAGGCCGACCUCCUAAGCCCAAGAUGGAGGAUCUGCUCAGCAAAGUGGACGCCAGGCUGCUGAAGAGACUGGAGGCAAAGGAGGACCUCACAGAGCAAGAAAAAGAAAAACUGAUCAAGAUCAAGAAGAAAAUGAAGAGAAAGGCAAGAAUGAAAAGAAUGGAGGAUGCAAAGAAUAAAAAGAUCCGGAAGGAGAAACGGAAAGCCAAAUUGGAGAAAGCCAAAGAGCAGGAUGAUGAAGACCAGUCUCAGUCUCAGACUCGGACCCAGUCAUCUGAAAGCCCGCUCUCAGCCGCAGAGGGGCCCAAGAAACCUGGCCGCAGGAAGAAGGUUGCAGUACCACCAGCAGCAGAAGCAGAAGCGUUGGACCUGGAGACGGCCAGUCCCAUCAAGAAAGUGGCCCGGGCCCGCAGCAAAGCCAAGGCUCUGGCCAAAGCCCAGGCUCAAGCAGAGGCCGAAGCGCAGGCUGCACUGGCAGCAAAGAGGCAGGCGGAGCGGAGGGCGCAGGCUCAGAGACGAAUGGAGGAGAGGAAGAGACAGCAGAUGAUCUUAGAGGAGAUGAAGAAGCCUGCAGAGGACAUGUGUCUCCCUGACCACACGCCCCUCCCACAAUUGUCACGGAUACCAGGACUGGUGCUUUCGGGUUUGGCCUUCUCCAAUUGUUUAAGGUUGGUUGAGUUCCUGCAUGGUUACGGAAAGAUUCUGGGGCUCCAGGUGCCCAAGGAUAUUCCCAGCCUGAGCACCCUGCAGGAAGGGCUCCUCGGCAUGGAGAAGAGCCAAGGCGAGCUCCUGGAUCUGCUCAUUAAACUGGUGGAGGCCGCUCUGCAUGAUCCUGGACUGCCCUCAUAUUACCAGUCUGUGAAGAUCCUGGGGGAGAAGCUGGUGGAUCUGGAGCUGAGCCACAGCACUGUGUCCGAGGUGCUGCGGAUCUUUCUGGAAGCCCAUGGCUUUGAGUUGGAGGUGUGUAACAGUCUGCGUACAAAGAGCUUCCAGACCCUCAAACCCGACGUCAAAGCCUCCAUACUGGCCUUCCUGGUGGAGGAACUCAACGCCAGCAACAUAAUCACCAGGGAGAUUGAUAACACACUAGAGAAUAUGACAACCUACAGGAAAAACAAGUGGAUUAUAGAAGGCAAACUACGCAAACUGAAGGCUGCGCUGAUGCGUAAGACGGGCCGUCCGGAGGAGGAGCUGUGCUUCGAGGAGCGCCGGCGCAGUGCUCGUGUGGGAGUGGCUGAGGAAGAGAGCAUCGAGGAGAGCUGCGUGCUGGAGAGAGGGAGCCGCCGCAAAGCCAAAGAGGAACCCAAACACACGGAGGUACAGAACCUCUGCCUGCCAAACCAGAGCUCCUCAGGUGAAGUGACGAUCAGUGAUGAACCUGUGACUUAUGUGAAGGUCAUAACCCCAGUGAAGACAGAGGUUAAAGCUGAGCCUCCCCCUUCUCCGGCUUUCGGCGCACAUCUCCCCUCUUCUCCUCGAGCGUCCCAGCUUACCCCCACAGAGGCGGAUCCUCUACCCGGCGAGGCCUCUCUGAUGAGCAGACCUCGAGGCCGGGGACGCCCGCGCAAGAUCAAACCCGAAGUGGAGCUCCACCUGCGAACCGCCAAGAACCGCCGCCGCCGCCGUAGCAGCAGAUCAGCAGCUGAGGUUUCGGCCCUCAACUCCCCUGUGCAGGAUCCUGCUCAGCCCGCUUUCCAGACGCCUCUCGAGCAGCCGCAGCACGCAGAGGCCGACAGCAGCGCGCCGAUCACAGCAUCUGGAGCCGGUCAGGGCGAGGAUAACAGCCAGCCGGAGGACAGCAUGAGGGAGCAAGCAGAGAAACGAGGCCAGUGGUUCAAUCUGUUGCCUAAGGAGCCGUGCGACGAGACGUCGAUCUCCCAGCCGUGCAAGAACACACCUGCGUCUGCUUCAUCCCCCACUGAAGACACUCCUGCACCCCUCGAUAGUGACCCGCUCGCUCCUCCUCCGCAGCCUCCAACAACGCAGAUGCAGACGGAGACUCCUCCUCUUCCUCUUCCUCAGGUGUGCUCCACUCCAGCUCCCAGGGCCGGUAGGAGGCGCAGGAGAAGCAGCGGGACGUCCCGGGCUCUCUCUCGAUCCAGUGCGGCGAAGAGGCGUGGCAGACCUCCCUCCAAUCUCUUCCAAGAGGUGGAACUGAAGUACUUCACUCAGCUGGUGGUGAAGCCUAUUCCAUUAGAAAUGGUGAAGGGCUGGUGGUGGAUCAGAGAACCGGAGGAGCUGACAGCCAUUGUGAGCGCCCUCCAUCCACGAGGCAUUCGUGAGAAAGUGCUCCACAAACACCUCACCAAACACAGGGAGUAUCUGUCUGAGGUCUGCACACGGCUCGUCACCGAUCCCAUCUUCCAGAUGACAGUGGAGGAUGGUGAUGCCCUGCUGGAGGCGUCUAAACAGGCGUGGAGUGAGCAGGAGAGAGUCCUGCAGUUAGACAUCAGUGUUCUCCAGUGGGUGGAAGAUCUGGAGCAGAGAGUAGUCGGUGCAGACCUUCAGCUCAAGGUCUCCAUUCCCAAUGCAGAGAGUGACAAUGAGGCUAGUCAGGAAUCAUCAUGCUCUCAAUUCCAGAUGUAUACCCCUCCCGAGGCGGACUCCACGCGGGAGGACCUGCAGUAUUAUGAGCACGAGAUUGACCCCAAGGAUGACUGGAUGGUCAAGACCAAGAAGGAAUGGUCCGACCUCCUGCGAGCUCCCAGCAACCCCCUGGACCUGGCCGUUCUCCGCUUGACUAAUCUGGAGCGGAACGUCGAGCGGCGCUAUCUGAAGGAGCCGCUGUGGAAUCUGUCCGAGGUGGUGCGCUUGGCGCCUCUCACCCCUCCGCCCGGCGGGGAGGAGGUCCCACUAGAUGCUGUGAGCUUGGAAAGUGAGAUCACACCCAGGUUGAAGACGUGGCGGCAGGCCCUGGACCGCUGCCGCAGUGCGUCUCAACUCUCUCUCUGUCUGCUGCAGCUGGAGAAAGCCAUCGCCUGGGAAAGAUCCGUCAUCAAAGUGACAUGUCUGAUCUGCCGUAAGGGCGAUGAUGAUGAGUACCUGCUCUUGUGUGACGGCUGUGAUCGUGGCUGUCACAUGUUCUGCCUGAGGCCAAAGGUCAUGCAGGUGCCAGAAGGCGACUGGUUCUGUCCCACCUGCGUUGCCAAGGAAAACGGUGAAGCUCCAAGAUCACAGCGUUCAUCACGGAAGAGAUCGAAUGUGCGGAAACGGCGAUUUGCAGAGGAUAGUUCAGACGAGGAUGAUGGGUACAGACGAGGCAUGACCACACGACAAAAAGACGCUGCAGCUUCCUCGAGCGGGACGAGCAUCUCGCCCUCCAAACGCAGACGGAUGGCCACACGAAACCAGCCUGACCUCACCUACUGCGAGAUCAUUCUGAUGGAAAUGGAGGCUCACUCAGACGCCUGGCCUUUUCUGGAGCCGGUCAAUCCCCGCCUGGUGCCUGGCUACCGACGCAUCAUCAAAACCCCCAUGGACUUCCUCACUAUGAGGGAAAGACUUCUGCAGGGAGGGUACUGCAGCUGUGAGGAGUUUGCUGCCGACGCUCAGCUGGUCUUCAACAACUGCGAGCUCUUCAACGAGGACACGUCGGAGGUGGGCAAGGCCGGACACUCCAUGCGGCGCUUCUUCGAGAACCGCUGGGCGGAGUUUUAUGAGAACAACGACAAGUAGAGACGCUGCCCUCUGCUGCAUGGGAGGAAGCACUCGAACGCCCCGCUCCUUUGAUGCUCAUUACUACUAAAAACUCUGUCUGGAGAGCCAGCCCUCCAGUCUCUGUAUGCAUACACGUGUAGAUAUAUGUAUAGAUUUGUUCUGUUGGUUUUACAAGUAUGUUUGUCCCCCUCACCCGCCUUGAAAAGGUUAAAGCAUUUCUUUAUCACCUGGUAUUACGGCGUACAAACGUCUCCUCUUUAUUCAGCUUCGUCAGUCACUCCUUCGGAGUAGAAGUACUUCUUCAGGACUUGAUCGGGUCACACUUGAUGUCACGUGUCGCAGACACACCUCUAUCAGGUCGUUCUCACUCUUUCCACCAUUAUACUCGAAGCCUUCUGCUCCAUGGUGUAUAGGUCGUGGACCAGGUGUGUCCCCUUGACUGAAAAUGUAACGUGCUUUUGAGACUAGAAGCAAUUUCCUCAGUAUAUUUUUUAUUAUAUACUAUAUAUACACUUAAAGACAGAAAUAGGGAUUAUUUAAUAGCAAUAGACUGUAGUGAUUCUGUACAGACCACAUCGUAGAGAGAUGUAUAGGUGACUCAUGAAAUGGCCAGUAAACAUACUAUAUCACGUGUAACUCAUCACGUCUUUUGCUUGUAGAGUAUUGGUCUUGUGAACUGGAGGAUUGCCAUCUUUUGCUAGGUUAUUGUUUCUGUCAUGCCCCCCCAAACCCAGAAAGAAAUAAGUGUUUAUUCAUAAUGUAAUGCCAACAGCAGAACCGUUACAACGAAAGGCCCAUUUUAACAUUCUUGUUUUUAAGCUCUGCUAGCUAGAUAGCCGUUUUCAAAGCUUUUGCUUGAUGUAUGACUAUUGUCUGUGGGGGAAAAAAAACUUUAGACUAUUGAUAUUGGUUUAUAUGGAAAGGAUAUGUACGUACUUAUACGGUUGUAUAGUUUUGUUUAGCGACACUUAUUUUUCAUUGGAACAAUAUCUUCGCUGUCUCUUCAGUAUGAUUGAUCUGGUUUGCUCUUGGUUUUUUUUCAUGAACAUGGCAAUUUGUUGGGUUUCUGAAACCGUCACAUCCUCAGAUGUUUAGACUGUUUUAUGUGUUUUAAUAUGUGAGUUUGAACCUGGACCAACUCCCUUAAAAAGGACUUUUUUUUCAUUUUUACACUCGUCUUUUGACAUUAACCAUGCUUUCUCAAAUGAAAAUGCCUUGCAUCUUUACUGGUGUAACUGACCCAUACGUUUUCCCCACUUACAACCUCACGUUCACGGUUUUUCUGUGUGCACUGAGUAGAGGAGCGCAGUAGAGCACACUAUUCAUGUUCGUUUUCCAGGCUUUCGUACACUGAAGUCGAUUUGCGGACGUGUGUCAUUCACUUUGUGUUCCUCAUCAUACAAAAGAGACAUUAGCUUUUUUUAUU
Messenger RNA from Sinocyclocheilus grahami, 8865 nucleotides. RefSeq names its product bromodomain adjacent to zinc finger domain protein 2A. Gene Ontology annotation, molecular function: DNA binding; protein binding. Bases 210 to 7457 code for a protein of 2415 amino acids. The transcript is spliced from 28 exons. The record is from RefSeq and is a predicted model, not a curated record. Gene Ontology annotation, cellular component: rDNA heterochromatin. Lineage: Eukaryota; Metazoa; Chordata; Actinopteri; Cypriniformes; Cyprinidae.